UCGGCGUUUAAAAGACAACCAGAUAGAUAGGUCACAACUCAAAUGCCAGUUACACCAGAUCUGCUUUAUAUGCUCAAAUUCUAGAGAGAGAGAGAGAAACCUUGUGUGAAGACAGAGAGUUCAAAUGGAAGAAGAACUGAUACAGCGGCUGGAGUCGGCCGUAGCACGACUGGAGUCACUUUCCAUUGGGUCGCAGUCACGAGACACCGACCUUGAUGCGGUUGCCGCAUCGACGGAUCCAUCGAUCAUCGCAUUUGAAGAGUUUUUGAAUGAAUACGUGGGUAAGGUUUCGAGUGCUGCUGCUAAGAUUGGAGGACAAGUUGAGGAAGCUACUAGUGUUCUAAAUGAUGCGUUUUGUGUUCAGAAGGAGCUUCUUGUUAACAUCAAGCAAACUAAGAAACCUGACAUGGUAGGAUUGGGUGAAUUUUUGAAGCCAUUAAAUGAAAAUCUGAUGAAAGCAAUCAGUAUGACCGAAGGAAGGCGGUCUGAUUUCUUCAACCACUUAAAAGCUGUUUCCGAGAGUCUAACAGCACUAGCAUGGAUUGCAUAUGCGGGAAAAGAUUGUGGAAUGAGCAUGCCUAUUGCACAUGUGGAAGAAUCUUGGCAGGCUGCUGAAUUCUACAACAAUAAGGUCCUUGUAGAAUAUAGAAAUAAAGAUUCAAAUCAUGUGGAGUGGGCAAGAGCUCUAAAAGAACUUUAUAUACCUGGAUUAAGAAAUUACGUGAAGAGCCACUAUCCGUUGGGGCCCGUAUGGAGUGCCACAGGAUCUACUGUCUCCGCACCCACAAAAGCUCCGGCACCACCAAAAGCUCCCGCACCUCCACCCCCUCCACCUGCCUCACUCUUCACUCCAGAGUCUUCUCAGCCGUCUUCAUCGCGCCCGAAGGAGGGAAUGGCGGCUGUAUUUCAAGAAAUUAGUUCAAAGCCAGUUACCGCCGGAUUAAGAAGAGUUACAGAUGAUAUGAAGACCAAGAACCGUGCAGAUAGAGCGGGCUUUGUCAGUGCUGGUGAAAAAGAAGUCCGUGCAAGUGUGCCAUCUGUUUCUAAAGUUGGACCUCCAAAGUUUGAGCUUCAAAUGGGUCGCAAAUGGGUUGUCGAGAAUCAAAUCGGGAAGAAGGAUUUGUUGAUUAAUCAAUGUGAUUCAAAGCAAACAGUCUACAUUUUUGGAUGCAAAGAUUCUGUUUUACAAAUCAAAGGUAAAGUUAAUAACAUAACUGUUGACAAAUGCACAAAAGUGGGCGUUGUAUUCACGGACGUUGUUGCGGCUUGUGAAAUUGUUAACUGCAACAGUGUCGAGGUGCAAUGCCAGGGUACAGCUCCUACCAUUUCUGUGGACAACUCAGCAGGUUGCCAGCUGUACUUGAGCAAAGAUUCUCUAGAGGCUUCUAUUACAACUGCGAAGUCGAGUGAAAUUAACGUACUGGUGCCUGCCUCCGGCCCCGAUAAUGAUUUGGUGGAGCAUGCUUUGCCACAGCAGUACAUUCAUAGUUACAUGAAUGGACAGUUUGUUACAACCCCCGUCUCUCACUCGGGAGGGUAACUAACGGGUACCAAUUAUCAUCAUUGUCGUGGUCGUGUUUGUUUGAAUAUUUGAUGGUGUUGUUAUAUAUCUGCAUGUAUUUAGCAGGGUUUGUUGCUUGUGAUUGAAGGGUGCUUCAAGUUUUGGUUUUGGGUUGGGGGUUCAUUUCUUUAAGAAACAUUGAAUUUCUUUAUAUAUUGUUAUAGGCUUUUUAUCUUUUCUUUUAUGUUUUCCCAUAAUUGGAUUAAUAUUGAAAACUUUGGUAUGACUUUAUCAAGGCAUGUCCUAAGAA
This is a messenger RNA of Helianthus annuus (common sunflower), 1811 nucleotides long. Its product is annotated as cyclase-associated protein 1. Gene Ontology annotation, molecular function: actin binding; adenylate cyclase binding. Gene Ontology annotation, cellular component: cytoplasm. Lineage: Eukaryota; Viridiplantae; Streptophyta; Magnoliopsida; Asterales; Asteraceae. Gene Ontology annotation, biological process: regulation of adenylate cyclase activity; cytoskeleton organization. The transcript has 10 exons. The record is from RefSeq and is a predicted model, not a curated record. The coding region runs from base 125 to 1540 and encodes 471 amino acids.